UGACUAGCUGCCGUUCCCCUCCCGGGGCGAAAUGUUUCUCUUUUUGAAAUCCACGCCUCUCUCCGUUGCAGGGAGUCAGAGACCUGCAGCCCGGAGGAGAGGGUUUGUUUUGGCUUGGUAUUUCAUGCACGGGGUUUGUAAGGAAGGAGAUAACUGUCGCUACUCGCAUGACCUCUCUGACAGUCCAUACGGUGUGCUGUGCAAGUAUUUUCAGCGAGGGUACUGCAUUUACGGAGACCGCUGCAGAUACGAACAUAGCAAACCAUUGAAACAGGAAGAAGCAACUGCUACAGAUCUAACUGCAAAACCAUCCCUUGCUGCUUCCUCAAGUCUCUCACCAGUAGUUGGACCGAUUGUUGAAAUGAAUACGGGCGAGGCUGAGUCAAAUUCAAACUUUGCAACUGUAGGAGCAGGUUCAGAAGACUGGGUGAAUGCCAUUGAGUUUGUUCCCGGGCAGCCCUACUGUGGCCGUACUGCCCCUUCUUGCACUGAAGCACCCCUGCAGGGCUCAGUGACCAAGGAAGAGCCAGAGAAGGAGCCAACGGCCGUGGACACGAAGAAGCAGCUCUGUCCCUAUGCAGCGGUGGGAGAGUGCCGCUACGGGGAGAACUGCGUGUAUCUCCACGGAGACCCGUGUGACAUGUGCGGGCUGCAGGUCCUACACCCAGUGGACGCAGCCCAGAGAUCACAGCACAUAAAAUCUUGCAUUGAGGCCCAUGAGAAGGACAUGGAGCUCUCGUUUGCCAUCCAGCGCAGUAAGGACAAAGUGUGUGGGAUCUGCAUGGAGGUGGUCUAUGAGAAAGCCAACCCUAGUGAGCGCCGCUUCGGGAUCCUCUCCAACUGCAACCACACCUACUGUCUCAAGUGUAUUCGCAAGUGGAGGAGUGCUAAGCAAUUUGAGAGCAAGAUCAUAAAGUCCUGCCCAGAAUGCCGAAUCACAUCUAACUUUGUCAUUCCAAGUGAGUACUGGGUGGAGGAGAAAGAAGAGAAGCAGAAACUCAUUCAGAAAUACAAGGAGGCAAUGAGCAACAAGGCGUGCAGGUAUUUUGAUGAAGGACGUGGGAGCUGCCCAUUUGGAGGGAACUGUUUUUACAAGCAUGCGUACCCCGAUGGCCGUAGAGAGGAGCCACAGAGACAGAAAGUGGGAACAUCAAGCAGAUACCGGGCCCAACGAAGGAACCACUUCUGGGAGCUCAUUGAGGAAAGAGAGAACAGCAACCCCUUUGACGAUGAAGAAGAGGUUGUCACCUUUGAGCUGGGCGAGAUGUUGCUUAUGCUUUUGGCUGCAGGUGGGGACGACGACGACGAGCUGACAGACUCUGAAGACGAGUGGGACUUGUUUCACGAUGAGCUGGAAGACUUUUAUGACUUGGACCUAUAGCAGCUUUGCGUGGCGUGGGAACUGGUCUGCUGAGCCCAGACAGUGGCUGUCCCCUGUGGUGGUGUGGCAGUGCCCGUGUCUCCUAGGCAGGCCUAGCAACUCCAGGUGCUGUCGUAAUACUUCGUACCCAGGGCCUGUCUUCUUACUCCCUCACCUUUCCCCAAGGAGUAUGUUGUUUCCUCUGGUUAAAAAGUUACAAAAAUAAACCUUAAAGUUAGUUUUUUGUAACACGAGCUUAACUGUCAGACAGUUAGUGUAGGUUUGUUGCGUCAUCUGUUUUCAACCAGAUUCACACAGUUGGAGGGUGUUCAUGGACGUGCUGCACUCAUUCUAAGGACCCAGGUUCAAAAGCCACAGCCUUGGCCCUGCUCAGGGGUCCAAGAAGAGGUGAUAGGUGAAGGAUCUGAACUGUGGCAAGUAGCCUGUGCUACAGACCUAGAGGCGGAUACUUGAGGUUUCUGCUAAAAUCUGCACAUCUGUGUUUUUAUAUGUUCCCUACCCCACAAUCCCUACCCUGUGCACUUGUUCUGUGGUUUUGGUCUCUUGAUAAUUGCACACAAGUAAUGACUACUGGAUAACCAUAACCAGGUGCGAAUGUGUGGAGAUUUUUACUGUUCAGUAUGACAGGAAGAUUCUAAAAGAAUGAUUUACUGGCAUAAAAGAAAUGCAGAAUUGAGGUUGACUCCCAAAAGCUGGUAGACUUGGCAUGUGUGAGUGCGAGUGUGUGGUCAGCCUCGCAUCCCUGCCUCGGUGCAGUGUUCUUAGCCUUAGUGGAAAACCUUGGCUUAGUGGUUCAGCCUCGUGUGGUGACUAGACCUUACAGGACAAAGCAGUAUGUUGGUAGCCGUUACUAGAGCAGUGCUAGCUUUGUCUAUAUGAAUAAAUGGGCUUAGCCAUAGAGGGUAAACUAUCUGGUUAUCCCAUAUCUUAACACAAAACGGGGUUGUGGAUACACAGUUGUAUUUAAUGCUUAAUGAUCUCUUACCCUCUCCAGUUCAGGCACCUUUUGGCAAACCUUUGUCCUCGCUUGAGGGGUUUUGUUGUGAGGUUUUUGUGUUUUUGUGGGUAUGUGCCUCAUUCCAUCCCUGUACUUUGCAGGUAGACAGAUGUGAUUCAAAACUGUGUUCUAAGGUGUUUCUUGUAGUGGAGUCAUUGGUUUGCAGUAAUAAGUUAUGCUUUCCCACUCAAGGGGGGUGGGGUUGGGUUGGUAAUUCACAAGACAAGCUAAAUUGUUAGAAUUCCUUGAUUGAAAAAUUUAGCUUGAAUUUUGUUGCUGUUUCCUGAAAAUAACUUGGAGAUGCUCCUAAGUUGUCCCAUCGACUGCUUUUGAUUCCUUGGAUCCCACCCAUUCUUUCACUUUAAGAAAAACAAGUCAUUGUUACAGAGGUCUCUGUAUUUUACAGCUGCCCUUUUGUAAGAAGCACUUUCCCAAAUAAAACAAUAAAAAACCCUAAGUUGU
Molecule: messenger RNA, 2840 nt
Organism: Myotis lucifugus (little brown bat)
Lineage: Eukaryota; Metazoa; Chordata; Mammalia; Chiroptera; Vespertilionidae
Gene: MKRN1
Product: makorin ring finger protein 1
Exons: 8
Coding region: 32-1381 (449 amino acids)
Biological process (GO): protein polyubiquitination
Molecular function (GO): ubiquitin protein ligase activity; metal ion binding
Source: RefSeq, a predicted model, not a curated record